AUGGGAUCCGCAAGUCCUUGUGCGGAUUUUUUGGUGGAGAAGAGUGUCUGCGCGACACUAGACGCAAGGCAACCGGAUGAAGAUCCGGAAAAAUCUUGCGUCCUCGAUAUGUUGGUGACAGCGGCACAUGCUCCGCAUUUGUCUGCGGAAGAGCGCCGGUCACUGUAUCGCUUGGCGGAUCUGCUGGACGUGGCAUGGAACCAUACAUGGCAAAGCUCAGAGGCACGCGUUGCUGCAGCUGAUGACCUGUAUGAGAUCCGUUGCUACGUUCCUCCGUCGUCCGAAGACAUCUGGGAAGGGAUGCUCGCACAAGCCGAGCUGAAUGCACGCAUGUGCGGCAUCGCGGCAACGAGCUUGCGAUAUCUCUACAGUAAGUUGCCGGAGACCGCAGACAUGGAUCGCACGCUGGCCUGGAUUGAUGUGGCGCAGCGAUGCCUCUCGACCACGGGGCAGAAGUUGCGUGCGCUGCAACGGCCUCCGAGUGAGGCAGAGGGCUGUCACAACAUCCAAAAUUCCAUCCGCAGGAAUCUGGGAGACUCGGCAGAAAUGACCUCUUGGUCAGCGGAGGAAUCGCUGGCAUUCUUCAAACGCUUGACAGACGAGAAACGUGCGGCAGGUGAUGGCACCUUGUCUUGGAAGACGGUGAGAGCUGCCAUGGUCACCACGUUGACGGAGCAGAAGAUUUCCUCCUUCUCGACAAACGUCGACGCAGAGGAAUUGCCGUUGACGGUAUAUCAGGCCCGCGGCUGGUCUGAUGAGAUCAUCAAGCGGUUCCCGUCUUUUCACAGCAAUGAGUACGGCUGUGAGGUCUACCGGGUGCCUGUGCGGCGUCUUAAUUGGAAAGAAGAGUUCGCGAACAUCGAGAACCGCAUCUUGCAAAAAGAACAAGACUUCGCACAGAAGAAGGGGAAGGGAGCGGGCAAGUUAGAUGUGCCGCAGGAGAAGGAAUCUCCAGCGGAAGCCGGGGAGAAAGGCGCUGCACAGAAAGCGGCGGCGGCACAGAAGAAGCUCGCGGGCCAGAACGAGCGCGUGGCAAAUUUAGCCGCGCGCGCCAUGGGUCCGCUGAGUGGUGCUGAGAGCGCCCUGACAAAGUUGCUGGCAAAGGCAGCGAAGGCUGAGAGCCAUGAUCCUGCUGCCUUACAGCUGUGCGAAGAGCAGUUGAAGGUGGGCCAGGAAUGGAGCAAAGCGGCCCGCGUGGCCGUGAACCAGCAACAAGAAAAUAAGGCCCACGAAAGCCAAAGUGGCACCGAGGUGUGUGAGAUUUCUCCGCUGCCCUUUACGGCGGAGGACUUGAAGAUCCACUUGAAGACGACGGGUGAGGCGCAGAGAUCCCUUCGAAACAGUUUGCCGCCGCCGAAAGCAAAGGCGAAGGCAGGAGCUGCUCCGUCGGCAGCGGAGGGUACUGAAGAACCAAAGCCGAAGCGACGUCGAGCCAAGUCAGAGGAGUGUCGACAGGUGGUGGCGCUGCUGCACCCCGCGGAUGAGGGCCGCAAGACCUGCUCCAGGCUGCAGGAUGUGCAUCCAGAGGCCUUACCAUGUCUACGUGAGGUUUCCGUAGAAAGGUCAGCGGGUGAUCCGCUCAUUGCGCACUGCAUGUCUUUGACUGCGCUCAUUGACGCCAAGAUAAAGGCAUGUCCUUUGUUUGCGGCGUGCAUGGAGCGGAUGUUCAAGGGGCAUGGCGCAACGCAGCCUCUCAUUUUUUAUGCGGACGACACGCAAGGAGGCAACACACUGGCGGCCACGUCCACUCGCAAGAGCACGCUGAUCUAUGCUGCCUUCUUGAACUUCGAGUUCUUGCAUCUCGAGUCGCUGUGGAUGACUCUGAGUGUCAUCAAGGCGUCAGACGUGGAGACGUGCAAAGGUGGCUUGGCGUCGGUCGUAACGGCUCUUUUGAGUUUUUAUCGCCACGAGACCGACUGCGGAUUGCCAGUUCGCAUCGGGGAUCAAGGGUAUGAGCUGCUGCUGAUACCCCAUAUCUUGUGGUUGAGCGACCACGAGGCCAUUCGCUCGGCCUUAGGCUGCAAAGGCAGCGCUGGCUACAAACCAUGCAUUAAGUGCCGGAAUGUUGUGGCUGCGGGCCGCGCUGGCACGGCUGCGCAUGUCGACAUCACCUGCGUCGAUGUCAGUCGCUUUGUCAAGCAAAGACAGGAACAUGUCGACGACAUAAUCGAUGUGCUAUCUUCGCAAGGCACAAAGAAACUGAAGGAACGGGCAGAAGUCAUGCUCGGAUUCAAAUUAUCUUCCCUGAUGGAAAGCCCACUGGGUCAGAGACAUUUGAGUUCCUUCUUCAAGCUCGACUUCUUGCAGUAUGAUGCCAUGCAUCAUUUGUUCAGCAACGGGAUCGUUGCUGAAGAGCUUGGCCUCUGGUUCGCUGCCUGCUGCAUCACCGCAGGCGUGACUGCGGACCAUAUGCGGCGCUACGCCUGCGUGGCGUGGAAACCCGUCAAAGGGGGUCAUGCGGAGGCUCCGCGACCAGACAUGUACUUUGUGGAAAAGCUUUGGAAAGUGAAUGCGGAUUUCCGGGGAGACGCGCAGGCAUGUCUCCACGCACUUCCGCUCUGUGUGGCGUAUGGCGAAGAGAUGCUGCGCGAUCCCUUUCCGGCACUGCAUUCGCAGCUGGAUUCUUUGAAGGCAUUGCACAAAGUGGUGGUAUGCGUCAAAGCUUGCAAAGCAAAUGCAGCGGCCGCGCGUGACUUGUUGCCUUUGCAGCAGGAACACAUGCGCUUGUUCAUUGCUGCGUACUCAGCAGACGCAUGCCGGCCAAAGAUGCAUUAUCAGCUUCAUCUUAAGGAACAGAUGGAUCUGUGGGGCAGAUCGAUCGAUUGCUUUGUGUGCGAAAGAAAGCACAGGCAGUACAAAGCGAUCUGCGGUUCCAAGUUGACAUGCAGUCAGCAAUCCUUUGCUCGCAGUGCUCUCCUGGAACUUUGCUCGCUGGAGUUGGCUACACCGCUGAGCGCAGACAAGCUUGCUACCACUUUUGCCGGAAAAGUUUCUGUCAGCUGCGCGCUGACACAGAGUCUCCGGACAGAGCAGCCUGUCCAGAUGGCAUCAGCCCUUGAGCACCGUAGCAUUCGUUACGGCAAGGGUCUCUUCAUACUGCUUGCCAAUGGCUUGGCCGCAGAAAUCAUCUGCGCGAUCCACACUGGCGAAGAAUUCGCCCUCUUGGUGGAGAUCCUCAAGCCACUGAGUGACCGCGACACCCCAGGGAAAACGCUUUGGCGGCGUCCGGCAGCUGGGGAAUGCAGUCGCGCGCUGCUGCCGGCAGUUUGCAUGGAUGUGAGCGAAUGGAUUGUACCAAAUACCGGCAAGAAACUGAAGUUCCUGCUCAUGAUGGAUUGCGCAACCAGAUUGAGGUCAGUUGUGCCUUUGAUGCCUGCCUAUGACAUCUCCAUCAUGAAGACUGAAUCAGCCGAGAUGUUGGUGCAAGCCGUGGCAUCUCAUUGGCUGGCGAUCUACCCCAAACCCUUGCACUUCGUGACCGACAGUGGCAGCUCAUUUACUGCUGCGAAGUUCGGCAACUUUUGUGCCGAUGCUGGGGUGGAUCUCACAUUCUCAGCUGAGAAAGAAAGCUGGGCUCAUGGAAUGGCUGAGCACGGAAUGAAGGACUUGAAGCACACAGCGUCCGCGAUACAGAUUGACUGUCCGGACUUGGAACCUGAAGUGACGUUGACCCUGGCUGCAUCCUCAUUGAAUUCUACAGAAUACGUGUCAGGAUAUACAUCUCAUCAAUGGGCCUUCGGCCGUGACUAUUCCAUUGGUGAUGAAGAUCGUCGUGUCCAUGCUCUUCACAGUGAUCGCUCCACCUUUGCAAACAUCGUGGCUGCGAGGCAACGUGCUGAAGAAGUGGCCAUACAGACACGAUCCAAGCGGAUCCUGUCCAAGCUCGGCAACUCCAAGGCUCGACAGCCCAUCAAGACAUUCAAGGUCACUGAGUUGGUCAAGAUAUGGCGUAAGGUUCUUCCACAAGAUGUUCACUCUGGACCCAGAGGUGGCUUCAAGCGUGCCAGCAAACCAGGUUGGGUUGGACCUGGACGAGUCAUUUUUGCUGAAGUUCUUCCACAUCAACCUGAAGGCGACGUGAGAAGACAUAUAGUGUGGGUCUUGAUGCAAGGCAAACUCUUCCGAUGCAGUGUCCACUCUGUUAGAAGCCUUACUCCCACCGAACGUCUUCAUCAUGAAGUUCACCAUCAAGAAGAUCCCUCAGCAUGGAAGACUCUUUCUGACCUGAUGCCGGCCCGUGAGUUCACCGACAUCACUCAUGAGGUCCCUGAUGAAGAUGAGCUUGAACAACAACUUCUUCCACCUCAACCAGAUCCCAUGGUGAAGGUUCCAGUUCAACGAAUCCAAGGGAAGUCCACGCUGCAGCCCUCAGACUGGAAAACAGUUCACCGGUCAUCUCCCAUUGGAAUUGGGAAUCAGAGCUCUUCGGUCCGUGGCCCUGGAUUUUUGCCACGACCGGCUGGACUUUCCACAUCACCAUCUGGACUUGGUGAUAAGAGCUCGACUGCCCCUGGACUUGCGGCAGGAACUGAUGAUACUUCAGCAGCUGCGUCUUCCUCCUCGCCCUCACCUCAGGAUCCUUCUCGUGUUGUGGACCUGACUGCAGAACCAGUCAAUGUCUAUGAACCUCCUCUUCGAGAAGGUGCUCCACAUCUACCUGAACCAGAGCCAAAGAAGCCUCGGACUGACGCCUAUGAUCUCAAGUGGGUUGAGGCACUGGAGCAUGAUGCUGCUCUUGAAGCUUCCCACAUGGACUUUUUCCAGGCCCUUCAGUCCAAUGAGGAGAUCCUGGCUGUCACCAUUGAUGUGAACCUUUCGAGCCAAAAGCAGCGCAAAGACUUUGUGCGCAAUGCCAAUGCCUUUUUGGUUCGCAAGUUGGCCAACAGUGAAGUGAAUCUGAAGCGCCUUAGUGAAUGUGAUCAAGAGCUUUUCCGUAGAGCGAAGCUCAAGGAGGUUGACUCAUUCCUCAAGAAUGAGGCUGUCCGUCGUUGCCUUGAUGACGCUGAGAUCAAGCGUGCCUACUCCACCAAGCGCAUCAUCCGUGCAAGGUGGGUGCUGACGUGGAAAGCCAUUCCGCCAGAUGAAGCAGAUGAGGCUAGAGAGGAUCAACAGACAAAUCCUCAAUCCACUGUGAACGCCCAGGGCAACAAGAAGGCAAAAGCACGCAUAGUGCUUCUUGGUUUCCAGCAUCCAUCACUUCUUGAUCCAUCGUUCAAGACCAGUGCUCCUGUGCAAUCAAUGGUGGGCAGGAACAUGAUCUACCUGCUUGCUGUUCAACACCAAUGGAGACUACGCGGCCUGGACUUGGCAACUGCGUUCCUUCAAACUCAGCCCACGAAAGCCGAUGAAGAACUAUGGACAUCUGGCGUGGCAGAACUUCGCACUGCCCUUGGCCUUGGUGAAGAUGGCAUCAUGCGAGUGCUGCGCAACAUCUAUGGAUCCACUACAGCACCGCGAGGAUUGUGGCUUGAUUUGCAUCGCAAAUUGGUUGAUCUUGGUGCUGUGCCUAUCCUUGGAGAACGGUGUCUUUGGGCUUGGUUCUCAAAGAUUGACAAAGAUGCCACUGGUCGCUACCCCUUGCUGCUGGGAGUGAUGGGCGGUCACGUGGAUGACUUUCACUGUGUGGGCAACCCACACUCCAAUGAAUGGAAAGUCAUUGAGCAAUCCAUUCUCAAUGCCUACAAGUGGGGAACUGAGAAGCGAGACAAUUAUCGCCAUGCCGGUACCGACAUACGAACUCACACUGGCAAGGUGGUGACUGAUGGACGCCUUGAACAUGCCAGAGAGAUUCAAGCCAUGAUCGGAGAAGUCCGACAAGAUCCAUCACAUCUCAGGUUCAUGAAGUUCAAGGAUGUGAAGAAAUGGGAUGAUGUUGUUUUCAUUUCUAUGGGUGAUCAAGCUCACACCAACAGACCCAAAGGUGAUUCCACUGGUGGCAUGCUUACCCUUGCGAGCGGUCCUGAGUCCGUGUCUGGCAAGGUCUCUCCUAUGUGCCUUCUCUCCUGGCGAAGCUGGAAGUUGAAGCGCAAGGCGAUAGGUAGCAAUGAUGCAGAAGUCCAAAGCAUUGUAGAAGCUGAAGAUCAAAAUUUUCGUGUGCGACUUUUGUGGUCAGAGCUACAUGGUGCAGGAGCUCUACGACCAGCACGAAGAGUUGAUCUAGUCGAAAUGGCAGAGGAGCAAGCUCUAACAACCAAGGGAAUUCUCUGCACAGACUCAAAAGGUGGAUACGAUGCUGUUGAGGUGAACGAGUCACCACUGCUUGGACUUUCAAAUUUGCGUGCGGCCUUACAGGCCUUCCAGCUCCGUGACAAUCUCCAACGAGUUGGAUGCUAUCUUCGCUGGUUGGCAUCAGACUAUGACUUGGCCGAUGCCAUGACCAAAAAGCGCAUGGAUUCCAGAAUCGGCCUCACCAAGUUCCUCAAGACUUGGCUUUGGUCAAUAGCGUAUGAUCCAAAUUUCGUUGCCGCCAAGAAGAACCGAAAGAUUGGAAAGACAGCAGUUCAAAAAGUUGAUGAUGCACUUGGUGAACAUUUUUCUCCUCUCCGUGAAGAUCCUGUCAUUUCCCAUCACAAUUUAGCAGAUCUUGCAAUCAGUGCUGCUGAUGUAUUUCUACAGAAACUGCAGCGUGAGCUCGCAAUCAAUGCUGGAGCGGAACCUGAACAUUUGCAUGAUCUCGCAAUCAAUGCUGGUGAAGUACCAGAACAAGCUUUGCAGCCUGAUCUCGCAAUCAUUGCUCGUGAUUUACCUGCGGACGAGCAUGCGCUGAGUGCUGCAGCUAACCCUGGCCCUGUGAGCCUUUCUGAGCGAGGCGAUGCUGAUCUGACUUCUUUUGCCCCCCGUGCAGGUUUGGCAUGUCACAUAGGAUCAGAUCAGCACAUUCAUAGAUCAGAUGAGGCACCCUUGGAGAAGGGAACAACCACAGGUGGACAAGAACCCUUGGAGAAGGGGCAAGCAGCACCAGCUGUUGAACAGGCCACACCUUUGAGAAAGGGAAAGGUCAUGGUUGAUUUCCAUUGGACCCUGGAAGUCGAUGGGAAGAUCACACCUGGAAACAGGAGAAAAGAAGUGCUUGCCACUCUUGAAAAAGAGGAUUGGUUCACCAAGGUGACCUUCAUCAGCACUACAGAAAGAAGUGGUGCUGGUGGGAAAGCAGCCCUGUGCAACCAAUAUGGCUGCACCACCAUCUUUGAGGAUGGGAUGGACAUCCUCAAGGAAUGCCACCAACAGGGCAUUGAGGUCUACUGCAUCAGGACAAACUAUGAAGAAGCACUUGAAAAAGUGAAAGGCAUGCAGUACCUCACAAAGCCUGCCUUCAAAGAAAAGGAAACACAGCUUUCAAAGUUGGAAACUGCACUUGGAAAAGUGAAGAAACAACUUGCAAAAGGUGACAAGGGAAAGGUCAACAUCACCAAAGAUCUCUUGAAAGAAGCUGUGGCCACCAUGUCAGAAGCCAAAGAGGAAGCCAAGGCACAGACCAACCAACCUGUGCAAAAUGAUUGCUACAAAUGCUUUGCCCACAAGGUGACCUUUGCAAAAUGGGCCAAGCAGCCUUUGCAAAAGGGGGAUGCAAGGUGUAAAGAGGCUGAGAGGUGGUUAGCAGAACAAGCAAUGCUGGAUGGCUGCACCCACCCAGAGGUUUGUGAUGUAGCAAGGGCAGGGAGCCAUGGCCUUUAUCCUGGCUAUGUGCACAGGGACCUCAUGGCCAGGUUUGUCAAGGGUGUUUUUGUGCCUGAGCCAAUGCAGGUCCCAGUCCAGCGUCUCAACCCCAAAUCCUUGAAAAAGGAAAAGGAAGAAGCAGCAGUGAUCCUUCCACACAUGCUAUUCUCCAGCUUGGCAACACUGCCCAACUUCAAU
Messenger RNA from Cladocopium goreaui, 7854 nucleotides. NCBI's taxonomy places the organism in Eukaryota, Dinophyceae, Suessiales, Symbiodiniaceae. The record is from the annotation of a GenBank genome assembly.